AAGUAACAUAAAUCUUCUUAAAAGUAGAAUUGUCAAAAUGAGAUUAAAUUCACCGAGUUAAGCUUGUUUAGCCUGAAUUUUAGACAAAUUGCCCAUUUAACCCGUGAGAAAUCUAAGGUUAAACAGAUAUGGCCUUGACGAGAAUGUUGAGAUGCCUUUCUCGUAGCUUUACGACCGUUUCUUCCAGCUCACCACGAGUCUGUAUCGUCGGUAGUGGACCUGCCGGAUUUUACACCGCCGACAAGAUUCUGAAAGCUCAAGAAGAGGCUCAAGUUGAUAUAAUUGACCGGUUACCAACGCCGUUUGGGUUAGUCCGGUCUGGUGUUGCUCCAGACCAUCCUGAAACCAAGGUAGUGCUUUGCUAUGGUGCUGAAAGUGACAGAGCUCUUGGCAUUCCUGGAGAAGAUUUGACAGGGAUAUAUUCUGCUAGAGAGUUUGUCUGGUGGUACAAUGGGCACCCAGACUGCAGAAACUUGGCUCCAGACUUGAAGAACACAGAUACUGCUGUUGUUGUUGGUCAGGGAAAUGUAGCUCUUGAUGUAGCCCGUGUACUUUUACGAUCAACCUUUGAGUUGGCAAAAACUGAUAUUUCUUCCCAUGCCUUGGCUGCUCUAGAAGAGAGCUGUAUAAGAAAAGUUUUUGUGGUGGGCAGACGUGGACCAGUGCAAGCAUCUUUCACUGCAAAGGAGCUACGUGAAAUUCUUGGCAUCAAGAAUUUGUACAUUCACAUUGAGGAAGCAGAUCUGCAUAAAACUCCCGCUGAUGAGGAAGUAUUAAAGAAUAAUCGGAUCAAUAGGAGAAUUCACGAGUUGCUCUCUAAGGCUGCUAUUUCUACAGCUCCAUAUCCUACUCCUGGUCAACGGGAACUACACUUUGUUUUCUUUCGAAAACCGGAAAGGUUUUUAGAAUCAGAUGCUAGAAGUGGUCAUGUGGCUGGUGUGAAAUUUGAGCGCACAAUUAUUAGAGAAGAUGUUGGCUCGGGGAAACAGAUUGCAGUAGGUACAGGACAGUUUGAUGACUUGGAAUGCAGGCUGGUUUUGAAGAGUAUCGGCUAUAAAUCAGUAUGUGUUGAGGGCUUACCUUUUGAUCCCCAGAAUGGCAUAGUUCCAAACAUUAGAGGCCGUGUCCUAAGUGAUUCUACAGGAGACCUCACAGAGGUCGAGAAGGGCUUAUACGUUUGUGGUUGGUUGAAAAGAGGACCAACUGGAAUCAUUGCUACCAAUCUUUACUGCGCUGAAGAAACUGAGGUGCUUACAGUUUGUAACCGAUUGAAAACGCCCGAUGUACACGUGAUUCGUGGCAGGUUGCCAGCAUUUCUGAAGAUAUCAAGAAAGGAAUUCUACCAUCCACAUCUGGCUCGUCAAAGCCGGGGAGGGAGGGCCUCCUUCGACUACUGGACAGUAGGAACUCUACAGUCAUCCCAUUCGAGGGCUGGCAGAAGAUCGAUGCUGAAGAGAAAAGGCGAGGGCUUCUGAAAAACAAACCCAGAGAAAAACUCACCAGUUGGGAGGAACUACUUGAAGUUGCCGGGAAAUGAAGACUUCUGCCCCCGACACCACCCAUUCAAUCCUUUUCUGAUUAUGGAUGGUAUUUGAUUUCUGGGUUAGUAUGCAUGAAUUCAUUUGAGUUCAAUACCUGACUUGAGCUGCAUUGCAUUCUUGGAGUUUAUACAUUAGACUUAGAGAUAAUUGGUUUUUUGAAUAAUUGAAGGUCUUGUAUGGUGCUAAUGUUCAAGCCCCAGAAUGUUCUUGAGAAACAAAAUUCUUAUAAUUGAAACAUUUUUAGAACAAAUAUGGUGAUGAUUUAUGUAUUUUGGAAAAUGCUUUUGAAAUCAAAUAAAAGAAAGAGUUUUUGAGGUUGAGAGUUUCAA
Molecule: messenger RNA, 1870 nt
Organism: Ipomoea triloba (trilobed morning glory)
Lineage: Eukaryota; Viridiplantae; Streptophyta; Magnoliopsida; Solanales; Convolvulaceae
Product: NADPH:adrenodoxin oxidoreductase, mitochondrial-like
Exons: 12
Coding region: 129-1475 (448 amino acids)
Molecular function (GO): oxidoreductase activity
Source: RefSeq, a predicted model, not a curated record